AAUUUGUAGACUAUGGAUACAAUAGGUGUACUUAUAACCGAACGUGAAAAUGUGCGCAAAAAAAUUGAAAAAUCUAUGUCAGAUAUAGAACAAGAUAUUCAAAUUAUUAAAAAAUGGCUAGGUACUCAGAAACAUCUUCCCGAAAUAUCAGGUGAUGAAGUAAUCGAAUUUUUUUUGACAAAUUGUAAAUACAGUAUAGAAAAAACAAAAUAUGCUUUAGACAUGUACUACACAGUACGUUUCAUAUUUUCAGAAAUUUUUGAAAAUAGUAAUCCUAAUUUACCGUAUUAUCAUGAAACACUGUCCACCAUGACGACUAUUAUUCCUUUGCCAAAGAUGACGGCAGAACUGCAGCGAAUUGUAAUAGUUAAAUACAGUGAAAAUAUUAAUUCAGCAUACAGUCCCUACAAAAUGAUAGCACAUGCAGCUAAUUUAUUAGAAAUAUUAUCUCAUGAAGAUCUUAUGAUGGGACUGGUUGUUAUUUUUGACAAUAAAAAUAUGAAAAUGGAACAUGUUAAAAAACUAACUCCGACAUUUUUCAGAAAAGGUUUAGCAAUAUUUGAGAACGCUUCGAGCAUUCGAAUAGCAAAAAUUCAUAUAAUCAAUCACCAGCAACGUUUCAUGGAAAUAUUAUUUAGGAUUGCUAAAACAUUUUUAAAGAAAAAAUUUUUGGAUAGGAUAUUCUUUCAUAAGGAUUAUAACGAUCUAUAUCAACAAGUUCCUCAAGAGCUUCUCCCAAGUGACUAUGACGGUGAACAGAUGUCACUAAAUAAACUAGAAGAAUUAUGGAAAGUUAAAUUUAAAGAUUAUGGUGAUAGAUUUGAUGCAUUACACCAUAUGAAAAUAAAUGAAGCUUUACGACAAAAACCACUAGAAAACUCUGAAAUUUUGGGAUACUACGGAAAUUUUAAGCAAUUAGAUAUUGACUAA
This is a messenger RNA of Diabrotica balteata, 930 nucleotides long. The record is from the annotation of a GenBank genome assembly. NCBI's taxonomy places the organism in Eukaryota, Metazoa, Arthropoda, Insecta, Coleoptera, Chrysomelidae.